AUGUUCGCGGCAUCGAGGAUAUUGGCGGAAGCGCAGGCGAAGACAGUGACGAAGCAGCGCAAGUCCUACAAGCAGGAGAUGGAGGAAAAGGGCGCCAUCGACCAGGAAGAGAAUGACGGCGAGCCAGAGGAGUCACAGGGCUUUGCAAAGUCAGAGAAGGCAACGGCAGCGCGACAGGUCGACUUGAGCGCCAAACUGAGCAAGGAGGGCAAUUCUCAGGCGGGCGGCGGCAUGGGCGAGAUCUGGCGCUUGAUCAAGAUCGCCCGGCCGGAGAUGGGCACCCUUUCGUGGGCCUUCGUCUUCCUUCUCUUCUCCUCUGCCAUCUCCAUGUCGAUCCCCUUUUCGAUUGGCCGAAUCCUGGACGCGGCUACACAGGCCGAGAAGACCGAUGGGCUGCUCUUUGGCAUGGACAUGUCGACCUUCUACAUUGCCCUGGCUUCAGUCCUCUGCGCGGGCGCUGCAGCCAACUUCAGUCGUAUCGUCAUCCUCCGCAUUGUCGGUGAGCGCAUUGUGGCCCGCCUACGAUCGCAGCUCUACCGCAAGACAUUCGUACAAAACGCCGAGUUCUUCGAUGCGAACCGUGUCGGUGAUCUCAUCUCCCGCCUCGGCUCAGACACCAUCAUCGUCGGCAAGAGCAUCACACAGAAUCUGUCAGAUGGUCUUCGUUCGCUGGUCAGUGGUGCCGCUGGUUUUGUCAUGAUGGGUUAUGUCAGUCUCAAACUCACGGGCAUACUCGCGCUGAUUGGACCACCUGUCGCUAUAGUCGCCUUCAUAUCCGGUCGAUCGCUGCGAACGCUGAGUCGAAAGAUCCAGAAGAACCUCGGUACUCUCACAAAAAUCGCAGAAGAGCGCCUCGGUAACGUUAGAACUAGUCAGGCGUUUGUUGGAGAAGUCCAAGAAGCCUCGCGCUACAACCGCCAGAUUAAGAGGAUAUUCGCGCUUGGAAAGAAGGAGGCUGUAGUUGCUGCAGGGUUCUAUGGUAGCACAGGACUGAUGGGUAACCUGACAAUCAUUGCGAUUUUGUAUGUUGGAGGUGGCAUGGUCAAGAGCGGAGUCAUCUCGAUUGGUGAGCUCUCGUCCUUCCUCAUGUACACCGCAUACGCUGGAUCCAGCAUGGUCGGUUUGUCUGGCUUCUAUGGCGAGAUGAUGAAGGGCGUUGGUGCUGCAAGUCGUCUCUUCGAACUUCAGGAUCGCCAGCCUACCAUUUCACCGACCAAGGGUGAGCCCGUGAGGUCUGCACGCGGACCAAUUGAGUUCAAGCACGUGUCGUUCGCCUACCCGACAAGACCGGCUGUCAACAUCUUCAAAGAUAUCAACUUUAGGAUCGAGCAGGGAACCAAUAUUGCCAUCGUCGCGCCCAGUGGAGCAGGAAAGUCGACAGUUGCAAGCUUGCUCCUGCGUUUCUACGUGCCCACUGCGGGGACCAUCACUAUCGAUGGACGCGACAUCACCACGCUCAACGCAAAGCAGCUCAGAAGGAAGAUUGGGUUCGUCGGACAGGAGCCUGUUCUGUUCUCCGGUACUAUCGCAGAGAACAUCGCAUACGGUGUACCACAGGCCACCCGCGCUGAGAUCGUGGCUGCAGCUCGCAAGGCCAACUGCCAGUUCAUCAGUGACUUUCCGGAUGGUCUUGAGACCCACGUUGGUGCUCGCGGCACGCAGCUCUCUGGUGGUCAAAAGCAGCGUAUUGCCAUUGCACGCGCGCUCAUCAAGACACCUGACAUUCUCAUCCUUGAUGAAGCGACAAGCGCUCUAGACGCCGAGUCCGAGACUCUUGUCAACCAAGCUCUUGGGAAGCUGCUGGCCGAGAACAACACCACGAUCAGUAUUGCUCAUCGUCUGUCGACCAUCAAGCGUUCUGACCGCAUCAUUUGCAUCAAUGCCGAUGGGGAGGUCGCUGAGGAAGGCACAUACAAGGAGCUGUCUUCCAAUCCCGACGGCGCUUUCAGCAAGCUCAUGGAGUGGCAGAUGAGCGGUGGCGAAGUCGACACAAAGAAGAUUAGAGGCCCUGGGCCUACUGAGGAAGAAGAGAUCGAGCGCGAGCUUGAGCACGAGACAGAAGAGCAGGCCCGCCAGAACAGGCCCUCAAUCAGCAUCGCACAAGCCAGGGAGACUAAGAUGUCUCCCAGCGAUCUCACGUUGCGAUCCAGCCUUGCCCGCCUUCCAGCUUCCCUGCUCCGAUCCACACAACCAACCAUAUUCAACGCUCCCAAGUCCUUCUCCACAACCCCACGCACCGCAAUGGACGCCUACAAGAACGCCGGAAACCGCAAGGACUCGCCUCCCAAGCACGAAAUGGUUCAUUUCCCCGGGCUGCUGAGCAGCAAGCGCGCGUUCGGCGACUUCAGAACCGUGCUGCACACGGGUCUAUCCAGCCAAGUCGUCGCCAUGGAAGUCCCUGUAGGCGGUGAUAUAGGCGACGAAGUGCACACCGUCGACCAAAUCCUGAUGUUCACGUCCGGCCGCGGCUUGGCCACGGUGGCAGGGAAAGAUCAGGAAGUCAAGGCUGGCGAUGUCGUUGUUGUGCCUGCGGGGACACAGCAUCAGUUUGUCACCAGGGGGGACCAGCCGCUGGAGUUGAUUACCGUGUAUGCGCCGGCCGAGCAUUUGCCGUCCAGUGUGCAUAAGACCAAGGAGAUUGGGGAUCAGGAGGAGAAGGAUGGGAUUGAUGAGGCGCCCGAGUGGAGUCUGAGGAGCAAGAAGGAGAAUGAGGAAAGUGGCUUGGUUAAUGAGAGUGGGAAGUAUUAG
Messenger RNA from Didymella exigua CBS 183.55, 2748 nucleotides. RefSeq lists its product as uncharacterized. The record is from RefSeq and is a predicted model, not a curated record. Gene Ontology annotation, cellular component: membrane. NCBI's taxonomy places the organism in Eukaryota, Fungi, Ascomycota, Dothideomycetes, Pleosporales, Didymellaceae. Gene Ontology annotation, biological process: transmembrane transport. The transcript is spliced from 5 exons. The coding region runs from base 1 to 2748 and encodes 915 amino acids. Gene Ontology annotation, molecular function: ABC-type oligopeptide transporter activity; ATP hydrolysis activity; ATP binding.